Sebastes umbrosus (honeycomb rockfish) is the source of this 717-nucleotide messenger RNA. RefSeq names its product achaete-scute homolog 4-like. The coding region runs from base 123 to 650 and encodes 175 amino acids. Gene Ontology annotation, biological process: regulation of transcription by RNA polymerase II; developmental process. Gene Ontology annotation, molecular function: protein dimerization activity; RNA polymerase II transcription regulatory region sequence-specific DNA binding; DNA-binding transcription factor activity, RNA polymerase II-specific. The transcript has 2 exons. NCBI's taxonomy places the organism in Eukaryota, Metazoa, Chordata, Actinopteri, Perciformes, Sebastidae. The record is from RefSeq and is a predicted model, not a curated record.
GACCAAGAAGUGCACACUUAUAAAAGAUCACAAUCUACAUAUUUAAUCACAAAGUGGCGAGAUUUAAAAGGAAACUCCUGCUGAGAACACGAGAUGACUGUGAGGAGACUCUGACAGGAGAGAUGUCUUAUCCCAGUAAGGAGUUAAUGGAGCAUAUUCCACAUGUUCCUCAUCUGGCUCUGCACAGCUUCUCUAUGAAGAACAGUGGAGCUCACUACAAGGAUGCACUUCUACAUGGACUGCCUUUCCACCUGGACGCUGCAUACCUGGACCCAGUGCACGGUCAGAUGUCACCCUGCAGACGGUUAACCUAUCUCCCCUUCCACAUCCCUCUCAGUGUGUGUGAUUACUCCUUCGAGCCUGCGUUUAUCCGCAAGAGGAACGAGAGGGAGCGUCAUCGGGUGCGCUGCGUCAACGAAGGUUACGCGCGGCUCAGAGAGCGUCUGCCGCAGGAGUUAGAGGACAAAAAGCUCAGUAAAGUGGAGACACUGCGAGCUGCUAUCGACUAUAUCAAACACCUGCAGAGACAGCUGGACUUGAACGUGUCCGGGAUGGAGACGUCACUUGGAGACGUGCGUAAGAGGACAGACUGCAACAGUGAUGGAGAAUCCAAAACUGGCCUCAGCGACAGUGGGGAGAUGGUUUACUAGCUCUGACUCUCUCUCUGUGUGUGUGAUCUACUGUUCACUAAUUAAACUGUAAAGAGAGUAAAACAUG